GCACCAGACUCUGAAAUCAAUUCAACGAUCCCAACUAAUCGAACACCUUCAUCACGCCACCAGUGCAACCCAAAAAAAAUAUUAACAGAUAACAUCACAAUGACUACACGCAGUCAGGCCGAAUCCAACAAUGAUCACGAAGCCGCCGAUACUGGCACGAAGCGCAAAGCCUCAGAGGCCUCACAGGCCAACCACGCUCAGGACGAUGAACCCGACACCAAAAAGUCCAAAACCGAGAAUCCAAAAGCAACAGUAGACUGGCUCCUAAGCGACGAAGCCUUCUCCCUCGCCUUCCCCUCCCUCCCACAAGGCCACGGCGAAAUCGACUGGGACGAAGGUCAACAUCGCAAAGACCCUCCCCCCGAAUCCGCCGGGAAGAAAACCAAUACCUCAAAAUCCUCAAAGGAUAAAGACAACGACGACAGCCAUGAGAACGAGGAUGACAAAGGACCCCGCCUAACUUACCCAGACUCCACCUUGACCCCCUUCCAAAACCUCGUCGCCGCCCUCCUCCUAAGUAAACCCAUCUCCCACCGCCUCGGCCUCCGCACCAUCAACACGCUGCUCAACCCGCCCUUUGGCCUGCGCACGCCGCAGGACCUCGACGAAGCUGGGUUCGAGGGGCGCAGGAAGGUGAUGUGGGAGGCGAGGACGCAGCACAAGGAGAAGACUGCUGUGCAGUUGGGGGAUUUGGUUGAGGGGGUGAGGAAGAUUUGCUGUGGGGGUGGUGGCGAUGAGAAGGAAGAUAGGGAGAAGGAGACAAAGGAGGAGGAAGACGAGGUGGAUGUUGAGAAGAUGAUUGCGUUGAAGAAGAUGGUUGAGAAGGUGUUGACUGAUGGGAUUAAAGGUGUCGGACCGACUGGUGCUGGGAUCUUUCUGAGAAGGGUACAGGAGGAAUGGAAGGAGGUGUUUCCGUAUGCUGAUCAGAGAGCUCUCGAAGCUUCUGUUGAGUUCGGUGUCAUCCAUGAAGGUGACAGUGCGAAAGAGUUGGCCGAUGUGGUUGACGGGAAUCGGGGCAAGUUUGUGAGGAUGCUGGAUGUGCUUGUUGGUAUUCAACUUGAGAAGAAGAUGGAGGAGGCGCUGAAGAUGGCCAGGGGGGGAGACAAGUUAGAUCACUGAAAUGGAAUUGGUAGGGUUCUUUUCGUGAUUCAUUAGCUUCAGCUACCUGGGGUGAUGUCCUCUUGAUCGACCCGCUCUCAAUGACAUUCU
Messenger RNA from Colletotrichum acutatum, 1209 nucleotides. RefSeq lists its product as uncharacterized. The transcript is spliced from 2 exons. The record is from RefSeq and is a predicted model, not a curated record. NCBI's taxonomy places the organism in Eukaryota, Fungi, Ascomycota, Sordariomycetes, Glomerellales, Glomerellaceae. The coding region runs from base 100 to 1119 and encodes 339 amino acids.